CUUAUCCUACGGCCUCAACCGCCAUCGAGCGCGCAGCCAACUGACCAUGGCAUCAUCUUCUCCAUCUCCCGUCACCUUUCCCCAGCUACCCUUUUCACCUAAGAGACCUCCUCCAGUACCCAUCUUCAAAGAGCUCCACUUCAACCAUGACCUCUCGGCCACCAAGAAACUCCAGGCUGGGGUGGACCUGGUGGCAAAGUUGAUUGGGGUGACCCUGGGCCCGAAGGGCAGGAAUGUGGUGUUGGAGAACAAGUAUGGACCCCCUAAGAUUGUUAAUGAUGGGGAGACUGUCCUUAAGGAGGUUGAAUUGGAGGACCCAUUGGAAAAUGUUGGUGUUAAAUUGGUGAGACAAGCGGGUGCAAAGACAAAUGAUCUUGCUGGUGAUGGUUGCACCACUUCUAUUGUUCUUGCUCGAGGUUUGAUUGCUGAAGGUGUGAAGGUACUUGCUGCGGGAAUGAAUCCUGUUCAAAUUGCACGGGGAAUUGAAAAGACGGCCCGGGCUCUUGUUUCUGAACUCAAAUUGAUGUCAAGGGAGAUUGAAGACCAUGAAAUUGCUGAUGUUGCAGCAGUUAGUGCUGGAAAUGACUAUAGUGUGGGAAAUAUGAUUGCAGAAGCUCUUAAAAGAGUCGGAAGAAAAGGUGUAGUUAGAAUUGAGAAUGGAAAAUGCACUGAGAACAGUCUGCAAAUUGUAGAGGGUAUGCAGUUUGAUCGUGGUUAUUUGUCACCUUACUUUGUUACUGAUCGUGCAAAUAUGUCUGUGGAGUUCGAAAAUAGCAAGAUACUUUUGGUUGACAAAAAAAUCACAAAUGCAAAGGAGAUGUUUAAACUAUUGGAUAGUGCAGUCAAAGAUAAGUACCCACUCUUGAUAAUUGCAGAGGGAAUUGAGGAGGAAGCUCUUGCUCCAAUAAUUAGGAAUAAACUCAAAGGUGUGCUGAAGGGGGUUGCUAUUAAAGCUCCUGCCUUUGGAGAGCGCAAAAGUCACUGCAUGGAUGACAUUGCUGUCUUGACUGGAGGCACAGUAGUCAGAGAUGAGAUGGGACUGACUCUUGAAAAGGCUGGAAAAGAGGUUUUAGGUUCUGCGGUGAACAUAGUAAUUACUAAGGAUUCAACGCUAAUUGUUACUGAUGGGAGCACCCAGCAUGCAGUGGAAAAGCGGGUUGCUCAAUUACGAAAUCUUGUAGAGAACUCUGAAGAAAAGUUCAAAAAGAAAUUAUUGAAUGAGCGGAUAGCAAGGCUAUGUGGUGGAAUUGCAAUUAUUAAGGUAGGUGCACAAACAGUAGUGGAGUUGAAAGAUAAAAAGCUGAGAAUUGAAGAUGCUCUUAAUGCCACUAAGUCUGCUAUUGAGGAAGGUGUUGUAGUUGGUGGUGGAUGUAGCCUAUUGCGGCUAUCUAUGAAGGUGGAUAGCAUCAAGGAAUCUCUGGAUAAUGAAGAGCAGAUGAUUGGUGCCGACAUCUUUAAACGGGCUUUAAGUUAUCCUUCAAAAUUGAUAGCCAAAAAUGCUGGAAUUAAUGGAGAUGUUGUUGUGGAGAAGGUGUUGUCCUCUAAUGACGUAAGAUAUGGCUACAAUGCAGCUAAAAAUUGUUACGAGGACUUGAUGGCGGCUGGGAUUUUAGACCCAACGAAGGUUGUUAGAUGUUGUGUGGAGCAUGCUGCUGCUGUUGCAAAGACUUUUCUCACAUCUGAUGUGGUCGUUGUUGAUACAAAGGAAGCAGAGCCCAUUAGUAGGCGAAGGCUGAUGCCAACUUCUAAUCUCAUGCGAACAUCUAAUCUGAUGCCAACUUCUAAUCUCAUGCGAACAUCUAAUCUGACGCCAACUUCUAAUCUCAUGCGAACAUCUAAUCUGACGCCAAAAUCAGGUAUUGCACUUUAGUUUGUGCUAACCAGUCAUUCAUCUACUUGCUGUUCCAUUCUCUCUUCCCUUCAUGACUCAUACUUGCAAGUGGUUGAGAUGUCAAUCGAAAGGAAGAGGCAAUCUAAUCUGCGUAUUUUGGUUCAGUGAAAUAUGGCCAAUGAGACUUGCUGUCAUUCAUCAAUGUGCGUUGACUCACAAUACUUUCACAGAAUCUUUCCAACAAACCACCUGAGAAAUAACAUUCAAUACAGAUGAGGUUUCAAUCUCAAAAUUUAGAAGCUUUUGUGAUUAUUCUUAAAAUGCAGUCACCAUGGUACACUUCUUCAUGAAGGAAAGCCAUGGUGAGGCCAAAUGUCUGUGUGUGUAUAAGCUGAACAAUUUUAGGGACUCAUGAUCUGUGCCGACGAAGGGUUAAAAUAGGACCAUUUGAGCUUGGGAUGUAUCAUUGUCUUAUUCAUCCAUUAUAUUAUGUUGGGUAAUGCCUUCAUGAUUUCUACACUCCUCUUAUAAGCUUAUA
This is a messenger RNA of Phoenix dactylifera (date palm), 2369 nucleotides long. The record is from RefSeq and is a predicted model, not a curated record. Lineage: Eukaryota; Viridiplantae; Streptophyta; Magnoliopsida; Arecales; Arecaceae.